CACCAUAAAUAAUCCACUGAGAGAUUCACAUUUUCCAUUCGAACAAAAGUGAACAAAAGUCAUAUAGCUUCCAUUCCAUGACCAUGAGCGACGCCAAUGAGUGGCUCCAAUUCUACCACCAACAAAACAUCCCACCGCCACCUAAUAAUUCUCUCCUUCCAUCUUCUGUUUCCGACGCAACAGCCGUCGCAACCACCUCCCCCCAACUUGGGGUCAACCCGGAGGCCCGAGUGUCCAAGCCCAUCCGCCGACGCUCCCGGGCUUCCAGGCGAACCCCCACCACCUUGCUCAACACAGACACCACCAACUUCCGGGCCAUGGUGCAACAGUUCACGGGCGCACCUUUUCCGGCAACUCCGUCAACGGCAUCGGGUUUCCCGAACAUGGGUUUGGCGUUUGGGUCCCGGUCGGUUCAUGUGAACCCAAAUGGGCUCAUGUUAGCCCCUUCUGCCUCCAGCUUGCAGCAGCAGCAGUACAUGCAUAUGUAUGGUGGUAAUAACAGCAUCAUGAGCAGCCAAGUUGGAGAGAGAGCUCCUCCGAAUGUUAGUGGAGAAGGUGGGGCCCUGAUGAUGGGUCAGGGUGAGGGAGGGCGUUUCUUCCCAGCUACUUCUUCUUCUUAAUUUGCAGUGAGCUCCGUCUCCAUCUCCAGUAGGAACAGGGGUUGGAGGGGUUGCUGCUUUCUUCCCUCAGAUAGUGACAUAAAGCAGGCAAUUAGGUGCUCUAACUUGGCGAUUAUUGUUGACCAACCCCUCUCCCUUGUUUAUGUCUAUUACUAUUCAUUAUUAUAAUAUUAUAGGCAUUAGGCACUAGGUUCAUACACACGCAACCUUACUUACCUUCUUAAUUCUUCACUUCUUCUUUCUUGUCUUUUCUUUUAUUUUAUUUUAUAUACACGCCUUUUUGGGAGUUUUUUUCCUCCUUAGAAUCGGACACAUGAUAGAUACAGUAUCUCCUUAGAAUCCUUUGUUGCCGUGACAUCCUCCUAGACUUUUCUUUAUUUAUUUAUUUAUCUAUCUUUUAUCUUUUCAUGUAAUCUGUCUGUUUCAAUAUAAUUUUUUGUUUGUUCAAA
Messenger RNA from Arachis duranensis, 1069 nucleotides. Its product is annotated as VQ motif-containing protein 22. The record is from RefSeq and is a predicted model, not a curated record. The coding region runs from base 78 to 620 and encodes 180 amino acids. Lineage: Eukaryota; Viridiplantae; Streptophyta; Magnoliopsida; Fabales; Fabaceae. The transcript has a single exon.